UGUCGUUCUGCUCCAGAGCGGCAGAUGGCGGCACAUUUACAUCGGCAGGUACAAAAGUAACAAGCCAGAAGAGGAGAGUAAGUACAGUGACAAGCUAGAAAAGGUUAUCCCAUAGUGACCGCCUGUACGCCAUCAUGCAGAAUUUGGUGGUGCAGGUACUUGCCAUGAGGCAGCUAGGGAGGGUGAACCCCCGCCACUUGCUGGCUGCUGGGUAUGGACUGACAAAGACUGAAUGGUGUCCUAGGACCAUCCAUACACGCCAGCUGUGGGGCUGCUCGGCAUUCCCCGCACUUGGCUGUCAUAGGCUUGCUUUGCAUGGCAGAGACCCUGCCAGGAGUUGGUCUGUUCAUCAUCUGAGGUUCAAAAGCAGCAAAAAGAAAGGUGCUGCUAGGACAGCACAGGAGGAGGAGGAGGACGAUGAGGAUGAGAAAGACCCAGAGGAUAGUGAUUAUGAAGAUGACAUAGAUGAGGACCCAAAUCAACCGAAGGAAUACAAAGACAUGGAAAAAUAUGUGCAGUCUUUCCGGUAUGAUAUCAUCAUGAAAGCUGGCCUGGACAUGACACGCAAUAAAAUUGAAGAUGCCUUCUACGACAACAAGCUCAGGCUUAAUGGGCAGAAACUCAUCAAGAAAAGUAAAACGGUGAAAGUUGGGGACACCUUGGACGUGAUACUGUCGGAGAACCAAGAGGAAAACACUGUUAAUCUGAUGAGAGUCAUCAUCAGAAGGGUUUUUGGUGAACCCAGUAGAACAGAAAAGUACAAAGUUGCCAUAAGGCGAUGGAAAUCUAUAGAGCUUCCCAAGGAUGAAGCCUUUAAGUUAUGAACUUGAACAGGACACUGCUGACUGUAACACCAUUGGCCAGUAAAGUCAACACCGAGAAAUGCUAUCAAAUGACUUGCAAUUUGAUUGGUCUCCAACAACUUGGAUCAAGAAUCAAUUACAAAGGUAUAAUGUAAAGAUUCAGUUCUCAGUAGUUUUAGACAUUAAGCAAUUGGGAGAAGAUUUUGAAUGUUUACCUUUCCCAACUACAAUUUUCGACUCCCUCAAUAAACGUGCACUUCGAAGUUUUGAAAUUUGAAAA
Xiphias gladius (swordfish) is the source of this 1083-nucleotide messenger RNA. RefSeq names its product mitochondrial transcription rescue factor 1 (gene mtres1). The record is from RefSeq and is a predicted model, not a curated record. The coding region runs from base 135 to 824 and encodes 229 amino acids. Gene Ontology annotation, molecular function: RNA binding. Lineage: Eukaryota; Metazoa; Chordata; Actinopteri; Istiophoriformes; Xiphiidae. The transcript has 4 exons.